AUGAGUGAGGGUGCCACCUCGCCGGCGCUGGAGCCGGAGGUGGCGCCUUUGCCGGACAACGACGACCUCCAUCGGGAGAUCUUUCUCCGUCUCCCGCCGCUCCCCUCGUCGCUGCCCCGCGCCUCCCUCGUCUGCAAGCGCUGGCGCCGCCUCCUCUCCGACCCCGCCUUCCUCCGCCGCUUCUGCGCCCACCACCGGGCGCCUCCCCUCCUCGGAUUCUUUGCCGACGAAGACGGCGACAUCGAGUUCGUGCCCACGCUGCGCCGGCCCGACCGCAUCCCCGGCGUGCGCUUCUCCCUGCCGCGGCGCGGCGACGACUACUUGAGCUUCCUCGGCUGCCGCCACGGCCUCGCCCUCCUCGUCGACCGCGCGCGGUCCGAGGCCGUGGUGUGGAACCCCGUCACCGGCAGCCAGUGCCGCGUGCCUUUCCCACCGGAGUUCAACAAAAGACACGUCUACUACAAAGGCGCCGUGCUGAGCUCCUCAGGCGAUGGCCACGUGCACGGUGAUUGCCGCUUGAUCCCCUUCAAAUUGGUAUUGGUGCAUCAGACUGACCUCCCCGACACGCUUGCGUCCGCGUGCCUAUAUGAAUCGGAGUCUGGUAAAUGGGGCAAUAUCAGCUCAAUAGCUAUUCCAUGGUCUCGUUUGCAUCAGCCUGCUGUCCUAGUUGGAAACCGACUUUACUGGAUACUUUUGGGUACCAGUGACAUCCUUGAGUUUGAUUUGGAUGGCCAGAGUCUAGCCAUGAUUCAGAAGCCAGAGGACCCCCGUGUUACAAACAAUUCAGGCAUUCAGGCCCUGCGAGUAGAAGGUAACAAGCUUGGCCUUGCAACUUUGUCAAAGCUGAGCAUCCAAUUGUGGCAGAGAGAGACCAAUUCAGAUGCUGCUGGCAGGUGGGUGCCAUGGAAAACUAUUGAACUAGACAAGCUCCUUCCACUAAGUCGGUUAAUGAGGAUAUGGCCAACAACGAUUCUGGGGUUUGAUGAGGAUAGCAAUGCUUUCUUUAUUUGUACGAGUGUUGGCAUCUACAUGAUCCAGCUUGAGUCAACACAGUUCACGAAACUUUUCGAAGGCGAUUCGUUUACUGCCUAUUAUCCCUACACAAGUUUAUAUACUGCAGGUGAUGUCUUCACUUCUACUGGGUUAGAUUAG
This is a messenger RNA of Miscanthus lutarioriparius, 1152 nucleotides long. The record is from the annotation of a GenBank genome assembly. NCBI's taxonomy places the organism in Eukaryota, Viridiplantae, Streptophyta, Magnoliopsida, Poales, Poaceae.